GGCCCUCCUCACACGUGGCCCCACCGCUCAGGAGCUUCUCCUUCCUCCAAGUCCGGCCCCAACACCCAAAGCUGAAGAGAGAGACCCGAACCCCGCAGCCAUGGCCAUGGAGCGACCUGUGCGGCUGGUGCUGGAUGCGUCCCUCCUCCUCGAUCCCGUCGGUGCAGGGGCGCAGGAGGCCGCGCCGGUGCCCACGCUGCGUCCCGGGGCGGAGGCGCUGCUGCGGCGGCUGCGCCACUCCAAUCUGGGCGUGGCAAUUUGCCAUACGGAGGAAAUGCCAACUACUGUGUCAGGCUUUCUUGAAAUGACAGCAGACUUGAACUCCUUUGGAUAUAUAUCACUACCUGCUCCAACUGGGAAUCACUUACUAAAUGAGUUGAUGUUAGAGUGGAGCAGAACGAGUUCUUGUUUUUAUGCUACUUCCAGAGUUGAUGAAGAUCUAUUUUCUGAACUUGAGAGCCACAACUGGAAGGUUAUUGCUGUAGAUAGUGAAUGUGGAACAAAAGAUUCUGGAGUUGUAAAUAUUGGCAAGCUUCAAGAGCUGCUUAUCACUUUGGCUACUUUAAUUAAAAAGGAAAUAGUUAGCUCAUCUAUUUUGAUGGUUGGCUAUGCAAUGAAACCAUCCCGUGAGGAAGACUUUGCCAAGAGAGGAGCAUUUCCCAUUUAUCCUAGUGAAAAUGGACUUAUCUUUGUCCCACUCUCAUUUGAACUUCCUUUAGCCUCUCAACUUCUAGAAGUUGACAUAAUCCUCCACAAAAUGACGGAUGAGAUCAUUACCAUUGAUCCAAAUUGCUCCAUCAGUUUUCCCAGGGGAAUUUCAUUUUCUGCAGGAAUGUCUGAAGUUAUAAGGUUUAUGGAAGAAUACCCUGAUUUUUGCAUCAUUGAUCCAUUCAAAAAUAUUUCCCCGUUGCUUGAUCGUCUGCAAAUCCAAGAAAUUCUAGUUAGAUUGCAAGAACUUGGCUCUGAAGGAAGGCCCAAACUCCGAGCACCACAUUCUUUGAAGGUCAUAAAAUUCAAUGGCAGUGAAUUACAGAAGCAACUAGCAGAAGCUAAUUUAUCAUUUCCACUCAUCGUGAAGCCACAAGUAGCAUGUGGAGUCGCUGAUGCGCACAAUAUGGCAUUAGUUUUCCAAAUUGAAGAGUUUAGCAACCUUAGUGUGCCUCUUCCAGCUAUUCUACAGGAAUACAUUGAUCACGGGUCCAAGAUAUACAAAUUUUAUGUAAUUGGAGACAAGGUUUUUCAUGCUGUAAAAACUUCAAUGCCCAAUGCAAAUUUGCUAAAAUCGUCAUCGGGGGAUGAACCUCUUACGUUUAAUAGUUUGAAGACUCUUCCAGUGGCUACCAAGGAGCAGCUGCUGCUGAACAGGGUACAUGAUAACAAAUCUCUGAACAUCGGUGUGGUGGAAGAGGCUGCAAAAUUGUUAAAGGAAUCACUUGGACUAACAAUUUUUGGAUUUGAUGUUGUUGUUCAGGAGGGCAGUGGAGACCAUGUCAUAGUGGACCUAAACUAUCUUCCGUCAUUCAAAGAAGUUCCUGACUCCGAGGCGAUGCCUGCGUUCUGGGAUGCAAUCAGGCAGUCAUACGAGUCGAAGAAAGGGAAGAUCGCGUGGAGCUCCAGGGAAACUUUCAGGAUUGCCGGCACAGUUUUGGCCUUUUGUUAUUCAGGCAAGCUUCCGUCACUAAUGGAGCACAUGAAGAGGUUCUCCGGCAUGGCGAGGGGCACACCCGCGUCGGCUCCGGCGCGGAAGGACGAAGACGAGAGCCUGCUUCUCUUUGGGGAACUGUACAGGCAUGAUCAGGAGAAGGAGGUGAACCUCCUUGACCCAAUGUACUCCGUGGAGUUUGAAGCCAUCCAAGGUGACCGCCGCAUGUUCAAACUCGCCUCGGGGAAGCGAGAUUACCUACUCACAGAUGGCGAAAAGAACGAUUACGAUUGGCUCAAGACUCCUCCUGCCACCCCGCUGUUCGCUUCCCUUGAGAUGGAAGCUGAUUCCGCCCAAAUGGUUUUCCAGAGGGAGCUGCCUAUCCUUCAACCAGUUAAAACUUCAAGGUUCUCAGGAAAGCUCGAUGCACUCAGUAGCACAUCGACGAAAUCUGAAUCUCCUACGACGUCCAGUUCCUCAAAGUCGGCCACUCCAACGGCAAGACCCAGCUCUUCGUCAGAGAAAAACCUCAGCACCAGAGGACCGUCCCCUGCCUUCUGCAAACAAGAGUCCCCAUCUUACAAAAUAGACAAGAGAUCAAGCUACACACCUCUGGGAAACAGGCUGCAGAAUGCAGUGGCAGCUCCUACAACAGACACCAAGGCAGCUAAGAAAACCUCGUCAGACAAGAAGACCGUAGCCCCAGGCAGCACAAAGGCAGCCAAGAACGUCGCAGACAAACCCGCGAUGAAGAAUGUCACGGCGGCUGCCCCAAGAGCUCGGACCAAGGAUCCUUUGGUUGGUGCAAAAGAUCUGAAGGUCGAUGCUGGCAAUGGUGGUGGCACAAGAAGAGUGUCGGUUGGUGCAAAGGAUCUGAAGGUCGAUGCUGGCAAUGGGGGCGCCACAAGAAGAGUGUCGGUUGGUGCAAAGGACCUGAAGGUCGAUGCCGGCAAUGGCGGCGCUGCAAGAAGAGUGCCACGUCAACCGGCUGCAGCAACAGGUAUCGGCAAAGACCCCUCUUUACUGCCGGCAGCGGCAAGAGGAAGGAGCAGAGGUGGCCAUGAGCCGGCUACUGGUAACGGUGUCGAUGCCACUGACGGGGCUGUGGUGAAGGGGAGGAGGAGAGCAGGCGGGGAGAAGGAGCAGCAGAGGCAGCAAAAGGUUGGAAGCCAUGGAAAGAAGCUGGUUGGGUAGCUUCCCCUGCCGGCAUUCAGCAUCCUGGCUGAAUUUUCAGGAAGGAGAUGGCAACAUUCGGUUCAGAAAAGAACUUUCCGUUGCCUAAAUGUAUGCAAAGUACUCCCUCCGUCUCAUAAUAUAUGAGUGUUUUUGACACUACACUAGUGUAAAAAACGUUCUUAUAUUAUGGUAGAGAGGGAGUACUUUUGAUUGAAAGGUUGUUCAUAUUUUGCAAUAGAGAUUUUCACCAUGUAGCUGAAUGGACAGUCUACACGCUGAGUAGCAGAACUGUCUUGUAAUACAAGUCGCUCAAGCAGUGAAAUCGUUGGU
Molecule: messenger RNA, 3148 nt
Organism: Triticum dicoccoides
Lineage: Eukaryota; Viridiplantae; Streptophyta; Magnoliopsida; Poales; Poaceae
Source: RefSeq, a predicted model, not a curated record